AUGGACUUCACCCCGAAUCUUGUCGAGAUCUACACGCUGUAUGGAAUCGGCACCUGCAUGAUCUUUGCGCGAAUAGCAUGCAGAACAAAACUCGUGGGCGUUCGCGGCUGGCAUCCUGAUGACUACAUCAUCUUCCUCAGCUGGUCCCUAUACACGUCCGUCACAGUCGUAGCCCACGUCUUUAUCAUCAAGGCUGGCGGCAAGCACACGUCCCUCCUUACACAUGACGACCGGCGGCUCAUGCCGGCCUCGCAAGUCCCUGCGUGGGAAUACGGCUCAAAGAUCUUCAUGCUGGGCCAGAUGCUGUACGCCUCCAUUGUCUGGUCGCUGAAGUUCAACAUGCUCUUCUUCUACCGCCGCAUCACGCGCGGUCUCUGGGUGGAGAAGCUCAUCAUCCCGGCCAUUGCAUUCGUCGCCAUCACCGGGACAACGGUGCUCCUGGUCUUCACUUGCACAUGUCGGCCCUUCCACAAGCUUUGGCAAGUGUGGCCUGACCCAGGCGACCACUGCGAGCCGCAAAACUACGUCUUCUUCCUCUCGGUCCUCAUCAUGAACAUGCUCACGGACCUGAUAAUCAUGCUGAUCCCGCUGCCCGUCAUCACCAACGUCCAAGUGUCGCUCCCGCAGCGGCUGGGCCUGUACCUGCUGUUCGGGCUGGGCAUCUUCUGCAUGAUCGCGGCCGUGCUGCGCGUCGUCUUCGUCUUCGCGCUCAACCAAUCCGGCAUCAGCGCCAUGUGGUCCAUCCGCGAGGACUUUGUCGCCGUCUUCGUCGGCCAGGCCCCCAUGCUGCGCCCCAUCUUCACCCGCGGCUUCUGGACCGGCGAGACCGACUCGUACGGCAAGGGCAGCAAGGCCAAGAGUUACGGGAACCGCAGUGGGAACAUCGAGCUCGAUAGCAACCCCGACCACAGCAAGCACAGUCGCAAGGGCAGCACGGCCGCGUUUGGCGGCAGCGGCAAGAAGAAGGAUCCGUACAGCGUGACGCAGAUCAUGAGCGAGAGCCAGGAGGAGAUUGUCAAGGGCGGCGCUGGCGAUAUGGAGGCCGGGGCCAGGGUCGUUACGCAGAGGGAGAGUGCUACGCAUCUGACUGUGAACGUCCAGAGGACUGUGCAGGUUGAGAGCAGGGAGACUACGGCUGAUGAGGCCAGGUAUGAGCAGAGGGUGGAGCGAUGGGUAUAA
Molecule: messenger RNA, 1179 nt
Organism: Lasiodiplodia theobromae
Lineage: Eukaryota; Fungi; Ascomycota; Dothideomycetes; Botryosphaeriales; Botryosphaeriaceae
Exons: 3
Coding region: 1-1179 (392 amino acids)
Source: RefSeq, a predicted model, not a curated record